CCCGAAGGCAAUCAGGAGCUGGGUGGGGACCAUGGCCGGGAUCACCACCAUCAAGGCGGUGAAGCGCAAGAUCCAGGUUCUGCAGCAGCAGGCCGAUGAUGCAGAGGAAAGGGCCGAGCGCCUGCAGCGGGAAGUGGAGGGGGAAAGGCGGGCCCGAGAACAGGCUGAGGCUGAGGUGGCCUCCUUGAACCGUAGGAUCCAGCUGGUUGAAGAGGAGCUGGACCGAGCUCAAGAGCGCCUGGCCACUGCCCUGCAAAAGCUGGAGGAAGCUGAGAAAGCUGCUGAUGAGAGCGAGAGAGGUAUGAAGGUUAUUGAAAACCGAGCCUUAAAAGAUGAAGAAAAAAUGGAACUCCAGGAAAUCCAACUCAAAGAAACUAAGCACAUUGCAGAAGAGGCAGACCUGAAGUAUGAAGAGGUGGCUCGUAAGUUGGUGAUUAUUGAGGGAGACUUGGAACGCACAGAGGAGCGGGCCAAGCUGGCAGAGUCCCGUUGCCGAGAGAUGGAUGAGCAAAUCAGACUGAUGGACCAGAACCUGAAGUGUCUGAGUGCUGCUGAAGAAAAGUACUCUCAAAAAGAAGACAAAUAUGAGGAAGAGAUAAAGAUUCUUACCGAUAAACUCAAGGAGGCAGAGACACGUGCUGAGUUUGCUGAGAGAUCGGUAGCCAAGCUGGAAAAGACAAUUGACGAUUUGGAAGAUAAACUGAAAUGCACCAAAGAGGAGCACCUCUGUACACAAAGGAUGCUGGACCAGACUCUCCUUGACCUGAAUGAGAUGUAGAACACCCCAGUCCCGCC
Messenger RNA from Odocoileus virginianus texanus, 795 nucleotides. Lineage: Eukaryota; Metazoa; Chordata; Mammalia; Artiodactyla; Cervidae. The record is from RefSeq and is a predicted model, not a curated record.